AUGACGCUCGGUGACUCGAUGCUCAUAGCCGCCGGGACGGGAAUCGCGUUCAUUGGACUCUGCUCUGUCCCUGCUCUGGGAACGGUUGCCACUCGGCUCGGGAAGCGGGAUGCGAGGCAAGACGCGUACGAGGAUGCCGACGGCAAGGCCUCGCCCGAGUCGCUGAAGGCCUACUCGGCCGCGCUCCCCAAGUCAGUCGUCCUGGCUUCGGGGGCCGCCGGCCUCGGUGUCUCAAUUGUGCUCUUGGUGAUCUCGCCGCACGCGGAAGGGCUGCUUGUCGACAGUCUGAGUACGGCGUCUUGGGCUGUGGCCAUAGCCUCGAGCAGGAGUUCGGUGCGGGCCUUCAGACUCGGCAUCUAUACCUUCUUCUCGGCCAUCGCUCUCGCCGGCUUUCGCCUCAUCCAGGGCGUCCGGAUCGCCGAACCUCUCUUCCACUCGGCGCCGGCGGCUCUUGCCCUUCGCGUGGCCGAGCUCGCCUCCAGCAUAUCUCUUGCCUUCUCGGCGCUCUGCAUCCCGAGGAGGCCUGAUGUGUUCUACCAGGGCGGCCUGGUCGACCGGAGGUACACUGCCUCUGCGCUAGGUCGCUUCACCUUCGGUUGGCCAACGGCGCUUCUCGACCUCGCUGCUCGAAAGAAGGACCUGGACCUGGCGGACCUCACUCGCCCUGACCACAACACGCGUGCUGCUUCCGUCUCGGCUGAUUGGAAGACGAAGGACAAAGGCGGCCGCCGCCUUUGGCUCGCGAUAGCUCUCGCUCAUAAGGAGAGUCUAGCCAUCCAGUGGUUCCUCACGCUGUGUUCCUCGGUGCUGAAUUUCCUUCCCCAGUGGGUCAUCUUGCAGUUCCUCCGCUUCUUGGAGAACCGGCGGCCCGGCAGCCGUCAGAACGUUGAAGCCUGGAUGUGGGUGGUUUGGCUCUGCAUCGCUAUCAUCGCCCAGUCGUGGGUUGAGAGUUACGUUUGGUGGUUGUCGUAUGCGGACCUUCAGAUUCCGAUCCGGGCGCAGCUAGCUGCGCUUGUUUUUGAGAAAUCGAUGCGCAGAAAGGAUGUCAAGGGCGCUGGGAAGGCGAAGAAGAAGGACCCCGGGCCCGAGUCCGGGUCCGCAGAGCCUGCAAUCGGAGGGCCUGCCCUGGCGUCAACGGCCCCGGACCAUUCUGAUACCGACGUCGAGAAAGAAGAUGACUCUGAAGAGCUUAAGAAGAGCAAGCAGAGCACCGUGAACCUGAUCGGCGUCGACGGCAAGAGGGUUGCGGAGUUCUGCUCCUACCAGAACAUCUUCCCGGGCAGUCUCUUCAAGCUAAUCAUCUCGCUCGCCUUCCUGAUCGAUCUCCUCGGCUGGAGAGCUCUUUUGGCUGGCUUCUCAGCCAUGCUCGCCAUCAUGCCCGUCAACAUCUACUUCUCCAAGAAGUACUCGGCAGCUCAAGACCGCCUGAUGAAGCUCAGGGACGAGAAAAUGGAGGUCGUCACCGAGGCCUUGCAGGGCAUCCGCCAGAUCAAGUUCUCGGCCCUGGAGCCCGAGUGGGAGAAGAAGAUUAAUGGCGUGCGGAAGCGAGAGCUGAGCGCGGUGUGGAGCGUUUUCAUGAACGACACCAUGUUGAUUGCCUGCUGGAUCACGAGCCCCAUCUUGUUGUCCGCUCUUUCGCUGGCUGUGUACGCAGCCCUGACGGGAUCAUUGUCUCCGUCCGUGGCAUUCGUUAGCCUGGGCGUCUUCAGAGCGCUCGAAGUGACCCUGUCCAUUAUUCCGGAGCUCACCACGGAUCUGCUCGACGCCUGGGUUUCCGUCAAGCGUAUCGAACAGUACCUUAACUCCCCAGAAGUGGAAAAGGUUGCUAAGGACUCGGACGAGGUCUCGUUUGACAACGCCUCCAUCGCCUGGCCGUCGGAUGAGGAGAUCGACGAAGGAGACAGGUUCGUGCUCCGGAACAUCAACGUCACCUUCCCCAAGGGCGAGCUGUCCGUUAUUUCGGGCAAGACGGGAACAGGGAAGAGUUUGAUGCUCGCAGCGAUCUUGGGAGAAGUCGAUGUCUUGGGAGGCACCCUGUACGUGCCGAGGGCGCCGCCUCUCUCCGAACGACACGACGACAAAGCGAACAAGGGCAACUGGAUUAUACCCGAGGCCAUUGCGUACGUUGCGCAGAUCCCCUGGAUUGAAAACGCGAGCAUCAAGGACAAUAUUCUGUUCGGUCUGCCCUUUGACGAAGAGCGCUACAACAAGACUGUCGAGGUUUGCGCCUUGAAGAAGGACCUGGAGAUGCUCUCUGACGGCGAGAACACCGAGAUCGGCGCAAAUGGAAUCAAUCUGAGCGGCGGCCAGAAAUGGCGUGUCACCCUCGCCCGGGCUAUCUACUCCCGAGCGGGGAUUCUGGUGCUGGACGACAUCUUCAGCGCCGUCGACGCACACGUCGGCCGCCACAUCUUCGAGAAGUGCUUGAAUGGCGAGCUGGCAGCCGGCCGGACGAGGAUCCUGGUUACCCACCACGUCGCAUUGUGCGAGCCCAAGACCAAGUACCUGGUUGAGCUCGGCGAUGGCGGUGUCUUGCAUUCCGGCCUGCUUUCGGAGUUGCGCGAAGAGGGCACCCUGCAGAAGAUCAAGAGCCAUGAGCAGUCGGCGGAGGAGAUCGAGGCGGACGAGCUGACCACCGCGGUCAACUCGGAGGGUGCCUCGGAUGCCGAGAGAGAAGAAUCAGAUGAUGCGGAGGGGAAUACCCUGAAGAAAGUGGCGUCCAGGUCCCAGGUGCCGCGCAAGUUCGUUGAGGAAGAGAGCCGCGAGCAGGGUGCUGUUCGCAAGCACGUCUACCUCACAUAUCUCAAGGACAGUGGCGGGUUCUUCUUCUGGGCGUUUGCGUGUGUCGUUUUCAUAACUGUGCAGGGUUUCUCCCUCGGGCGCUCAUGGUGGCUCAGGAUCUGGACGGGCAGCUACGAGGAACAAGGCGUCCAUCAACUGCAGGCCGCCGGGCCCUCGAGCGAAUACAGCUUUGCCUACAUCGACAGUGCUCGACAGAACCCGAUUCACGCCAUGUCCGCACCUUUACCCGCGAUCGAGGGAACCUUGCCGUUCUACCUAGGCAUCUACGUCGCCCUGUCCGUCAUGUCUUGCGUCAUUGGCACCUCGAGGUUCCUAUAUAUCUACCUGGGCUCGAUUCGUGCAAGCCGGAAGCUUUUUACCAAGAUGAACUUUACCAUCCUCCGCACCCCGAUUCGGUGGCUCGACACUGUCCCCGUUGGCCGCAUCCUGAACCGAUAUACGGCCGAUUUCAGCGUGAUCGAUUCGCAGUUGGCCAACUCGGUGAGCUUUGGCGUCAAUUCGUUCCUGGGGCUUAUGGCCGUCGUUAUCGCUGGUCUCUUCGUCUCGCCGUACAUCGUCCUGCUGGCCAGCGUCCUUCUGCUUAUCUGCCUCUACUACGCCAUCCGCUAUCUCAAUGGAGCUCGGCCUGUCAAGCGACUGGAGAGCACCACAAAGUCUCCGGUAUUCGAGCAGUUCGGCUCGGCUCUCACCGGCGUCGCUACCAUCCGUGGUUUCGACAAGGCGCAGGUCUACAUAGAGCGCAUGUACCGGAAGAUUGACGACUACUCGACUUCCACCUGGCACUUGUGGCUCUUCAACCGGUGGAUGGGCUGGCGCAUGUCUCUCGUCGGAUCGUUCUUCUCAAGCGUUGUGUCGAUCCUCAUCCUGCUCACUCCAGACAUCGACUCGGCCUUGGCCGGCUUUGCUCUCGCCUUCGCACUGGGAUUCUCGGACUCUAUCAUCUGGACCAUCCGUCUCUAUGCGAACGUCGAGUUGAAUAUGAAUGCCGCGGAGCGUAUUAUUGAGUACACCGAGCUGCCCACCGAGGCUCUCGACGGCGAGAGCCCGCCCGCUGCUUGGCCGACGGAGGGUCGGAUUGAGGUUCACGACUUGGUGGUUGGAUAUGCUCCCGACCUUCCACCCGUUCUCAAGGGACUUACUUUCAGCGUCAACCGGAAUGAGCGCAUUGGCGUUGUCGGCCGAACCGGCGCCGGCAAGUCGUCCCUGACGCUAGCCUUGUUCCGGUUCUUAGAGGCGCGCUCUGGCAGUAUCCACAUCGACGGUCUAGAUAUCUCUAAGAUCAAACUCCACGAUCUCCGAUCGCGCCUGGCCAUUAUCCCUCAGGACCCCGUCCUUUUCUCCGGCACAGUCCGCUCAAACCUCGACCCCUUCGACCACCACACCGACGCCGAGCUCCGGGACUGCCUCGAGCGCGUCCACCUCGUCACCAACCAGCCUUCUUCCUCCACCGCGACCGCCUCCGGCUCCGGCUCCGGCUCCGGCAGCGUCACCCCCGUCGAUUCCACCACGCCGAAGAACGCCAACCCGUUCGCCGACCUCGCCUCGCCCAUCUCCGAAGGCGGCCUCAACCUGUCGCAGGGCCAGCGCCAGCUCCUGUGCCUGGCGCGCGCCAUCGUGUCGCGCCCGCGCGUCAUGGUGCUCGACGAGGCCACGUCGGCGGUGGACAUGCACACGGACGCGCUGAUCCAGCGCAGCAUCCGCGAGGAGUUCACCGACGCGACGCUGGUCGUGAUCGCGCACCGGCUGAGCACCAUCGCCGACUUCGACCGCGUGCUGGUGCUGAGCGACGGGCGCGUGGCCGAGUUCGGCACGCCCAGGGAGCUGUGGGAAAAGGGCGAGCAGCAGGGCGUGUUCAGGGCUAUGUGCGAGGAGAGCGGCGAGAGGGACAAGCUGCGGGCGAUUAUCUUUGGGAGCCAGUAA
Molecule: messenger RNA, 4722 nt
Organism: Thermothielavioides terrestris NRRL 8126
Lineage: Eukaryota; Fungi; Ascomycota; Sordariomycetes; Sordariales; Chaetomiaceae
Exons: 5
Coding region: 1-4722 (1573 amino acids)
Biological process (GO): transmembrane transport
Cellular component (GO): membrane
Molecular function (GO): ATP binding; ATP hydrolysis activity; ABC-type transporter activity
Source: RefSeq, a predicted model, not a curated record